GGCCUGUAUGGCGCAUAUCCUCGGAUAUCGUAUGAAUCUUUCUCGUCUGCCUCGCCCUGGCUGAACAUCAUCAAAUCCGACCCCAGAUGCGAGGAUGGCUAUACAUUGAUCGAGCCACGAGGCGACUCGGUGCCCUACCCCGGGCCCAUUAUCCUGGACAAUGAUGGUAGUCUGGUGUGGAUGGAGACAAGAUACGGCCAGGCGAUGGACCUGAAGGUGCAGAGCUACAAGGGCAACGACUACCUCACAUUCUGGCAUGGAGGCGACAGUGGGUGGUUUGGCAAGGGAUACUAUCUGAUGCUCGACUCCUCAUACAAUGUCUUCAAGAACAUCACGGCAGCAGGAGACCUCGACGGCGAUCUCCACGAAUUCCAGCUUACGCCCGAGGGCACUGCACUGCUGACGGCAUAUCAAGCCCAGACUGCAGAUCUGUCAGCCUACGGCGUGGAAAACGGCGAGAUCUGGGACAGCAUCUUCCAGGAGAUCGACCUCGAGACGGGCGAGCUGCUGUUUGAGUGGCACGCCUCGGACCAUUUCGCCAUCACGGACAGCCUCGCCCCUUACGAGCAAUACCAAGGCGCCUGGGACUUCUUCCACAUCAACAGCGUCGACAAGGAUCCCCUCACAGGAAACUACCUCGUCUCGUCGCGGUACGUGUGCGCCGUGGCCUACAUCGAUGGCACGACAGGCGAGGUGCUCUGGCAGGUCGGCGGCAAGAACAACUCGUUCGAGGACCUGAGCGGCGGCAAGGCCACCGACUUUUCCUGGCAGCACCACGCGCGCAUCCACCACGAGACCGACGACGCGACCCAGGCGCUCAUGACCGUGUUCGACAACGGCGCGUACUACACCAAAGCCCUGCUCCGGGCCCCGCACAGCCGCGGGCUGCUGGUCGACCUCGACACCAACGCCAUGACGGCCACGCUGCGCCAGGCCCUCGUCGCGCCGCAGGAAUUCCUCGUCCCCUCGCAGGGCAGCGUCAACAUCCUGCCCGAGACGGGCAACGUCCUCGUCGGCUGGGGCCACCACCCGGCCUGGACCGAGUACGACGCCGCCACGGGCGAGGUGCUGUGCGACGUGCACCUGGGCGCCACGCACCUGACGGCCUGGUCGCGGGUCAAGAACUACCGCACUUUCAAGAGUAAAUGGGUCGGGCGGCCCCUGACGAACCCCGACGCGGUGCUGAAGGGGGGUGAAGACGGCGCCGUCUACGUGAGCUGGAACGGGGCGACGGAGGUAGCAGGAUGGGUGGUGCAGAACGAUGACGACGACGAGGGCAACCCGACGUUGGAGUUCGCCAAGAACGUGACCGAGGUCCGCAGACAGGGCUUCGAGACGAGGAUCGACCUUGCGGGUCUCGAUCUGGGCGGGUACAUCCAGGUCGUGGCCAUCGACGCCGAGGGCCGCAGGCUGGGCUGCUCA
This is a messenger RNA of Cryphonectria parasitica EP155, 1422 nucleotides long. RefSeq lists its product as uncharacterized. The annotation marks the transcript as partial. NCBI's taxonomy places the organism in Eukaryota, Fungi, Ascomycota, Sordariomycetes, Diaporthales, Cryphonectriaceae. The transcript is spliced from 2 exons. The record is from RefSeq and is a predicted model, not a curated record.